UCAGAAGAGUAAUUGAUCCUUCCACAAGCUCUAAACAAGCCAGCUCAUGAGUUUAGCUUGACAAGCCACCGAGUCAAGCUAGCUCACGAGCUUAUGAAGCUUAGCAUGGUCUAGCUCAAACUUGGCUCAUUUAUUAACGAGUCAGCUCGCGAGCCGAGCGUCGAACAAGUUUUUUUCAAGGUCUGGCCGUAACUUUUCCCUGCUCUCUGCUCGAUCGCUCCAAAACGUCCCAAAACUCGCUCAUUUACACUCAUUCACGUACUAGGACCAGAAACAUCAAUAACCAACACAACCUAGCGUAAAAUAGGCCACGAGAGCGAGAAAGCGUGCUCAAACGAUCAAGAAAUGACGUGAAAAACAUGACCAAAUAUGGUGUUAUCAUGUCUCCUCCCUCUAUUUCCCGUCGGCGUCUCCUCCCUAUACCUGCCAUUGUCGUUAAGCGUGCCGUCGAACCCACCAGUCUGCUGGCCUAAUGCACAAGCCCACUAGCCUGAACAAAACGGGUAUGUUCGGGAAAAUCGUUUUGAAUCGAGAGUUUUUCAAUUUUGGAAGGAGUACAAAACCUCAUUACGACUCGAAAUCGAAAGCAAGAAUGUGCCUUGUGCGAUUCGGGUAUGUUCGAGUAUGGUUCAGGUUCAACCGAAUCGACUGAAUGCCACCCCUACUCUUGUAUGUUUCUUGUUUAAAUUGGUUAAAUUGAAGAAUAUAGAAAUACAUAUUGGAAAUGACGGGAGGGUUAUUCAAGAAAGAAACAAAGAGUUGAAUGUAAUUCAGAGGACAUCCAAACCAAACACUAAUUUCCCCCCUCAAUUCUCUCAUCACUCUUUCGUUUCUUUUCCCUUUGUUAGCAAGAUUAUGCUAGUUUUUUAUUGUUCUAUAGAUGUGAAGGAGUGAGAGAUUAAUGAUUUGCAUAUUAUUAUUUAUUAUACUUUGUCUUAUGAAUCAAUGGAUAUUCUAGAAUUGGAUGCUUUUAUAUUGAAAAUGGUUGUAUCUUUGUUGAUUUCAUGGUUUAUUAGGUUCAUUUAGUGCUAUAAUUGAAGAUCUACCUGUUGAAUUUUAGGUAAUAACAUUGAAUAUAAUGGGCGGAUAUUAGUCAUGGCUACCCAAAAACUAUGGGUAUAGGGAUUGGGUUGCAAAACCUCCACUCGCAUGUGUAUGGAGUGGCUAUGGGUAUAGUCAUUUGAAAAUAGGGACAAUUUAGAAAAACCCGCCUCAAUUUUGCCUCCAUCCCUAAUCACAUAGCCAUCACCACAUGCGUGAACCUAAAACAUGGUAAAGCAUGCUUUGAUCCCACUCUCUCGACAUAUUAAUAACACAAAAUACGGUGUUAUCUAACCACUAUCCUAGAGGAAUCUGUGUGCUAAAUAACCAUAUCUAGGCCAUAUUAUAAUCUAGUUUAUGCUAAUAUAUGUUCAUAUUCAUCAAUCAUUAGUGUUUGAGCCCUGGAGGUACCGGGGUGUCUUGUGUGAGGUCACCGCCAGAUAGUUGAAAAGGGGAUGAUGUGUGGUCCGGUGAUCGGUCUUCAAGGGGCAUCUAGAUUGAUCCUACAUAAAAGGUCCACAAGCAUGUGUAUGAGACACUCUCCAAAGCUCAAAUUAGUGAGUGAUUUAAUGAAAUAGGUUUUUUUUCUAUUGGAGUAGUUGGCCUAGCAUAAAUGCAGUCAAUGGGUAUUUAUACUCGUGGUUCUGGGGCUCUCAACAUUAAUUGUGUAGUCAGGCGGUCUCCAUUUGUCUUGUCCGUCAUAGGACCGCCUUUGGCAGUAGUAAAUGCUUAGUCAUGCGUAUUUUGAAAUUCUCUCUGUCCGAGGAGGCUCUGUCUUCAAUGUAGGAGUCACUUCAUCGUACUGGUUUCCAGGGGUCAUGGUUGCCGUCUUUUUAGUCGGCCACCAGCCAAUCCUCUUAUGCAUCUUGUGGCUCGGCGAUUCUUUCUUGCUGUCUUCCCCUUGGUGGGCUUCGAUGGUCAUGGAUUGGGUGUUUGGUGCCCAAGUCGAGCUCCACAGUUGCCCUUCAGGCAGAAAAGUUGUGGGUUUUGGCGGCUAUGAUUAGGCUAUGUGUUGAGCGCCUUUAGUUCGGACAUGUUUCUACCUCUACCAUCUGGUCGACAACACUCAUAGUGUCCCGCAUAAAGGAUCUUGGUAUUAGACACGCCUAUUGAUGCUUGAGUUCCUUUGUCCUAUUUCUAUUUGGCUCGCAUACCAUCUCGAACUAGGCGCCCCCCCCCCACUCUGCAUGCGGUGAAUACUUUUUUGAACAUCCCGACAUCACCAUGUGUUAUUCUCGGGUUUCGAGAAUAGGAGGGAAACAUUGCAGUCACUCUAGUCUUUUAGCCUUCCCAUUGUCGCCUAUAAAUAUCUCGGGGGAAUUUCAAACGUCUCUCUACCCCUUUUAAAAUCCUUUAUGUUUUUCCUAUUUCUGUUUUGCUCGUGGGCCAUCUUAUAAGAGCAAGAAAAAAUCCUGAAAGGCUCGAAGAUGUCAAGCUCGUCGCAUUUUACUCCCUCAAUCAUACCAGGAGUGGUGGUGUUACUGUCGUUGUGUUGACUCCUCUAACUGGCAAUGGCUCUUGUGGACCUUCUAUCGGCUUAGUAGCAGCUACCAAAGGUAUGAUUGACCUUCUAUCUCCCUUAAGUGUUUCAGAUUACAAAUGGGAUUUCUCUAGUGUGGAGCUAUAUUUCAGAAGCGCUCUCCUUGGUUUGAGUAUAGGGUGCGUGGGCGAAUCUGAUCCUAAUCUUUUAGGGUUAGGCAAGGCUGGUUUGGGAGGAUGAGACGCCUUCGUAUUCAUUAGGGGGAACAUCAUCAUCGGUUGGAGAUUAUUUAGGGGAGUUUGAUGUGGACACCGCUGACGUUUUAGAAGGUGUUCCUGCUAUAGACUUAUCUUCGGAUAACAUAUCAUCGGAUAAUAGUGAGAAAGAAGAGAGAGGAGCUGAAGGAGGGAGAAGAGGAGCUAGAAGAGAGGAGCCAUCUUCCUCAACAACAAGUCUUCCCCAAUUUCUUCUAUGUAUCUUCUUCCAUGCUUUAUGGAGUAAUCCUUUAAGGUACUAAGGGUCUAAAGCCGAAACCCUAUUUCUAGGGUUACUAUGUAAUAAAUGGAUAUUUUAGGGUUUUAAAGAAUGAAUGUGUCUAUCUAGUCGAUUUCAUUGUUUCUCUAGUUUUGAUUGUGUUUGGGUAAGUCUCCCUAAUCUUCUCUCUACUAUCCUACUUGAGCUUCUACGCAGGGUAUGGAGUUUAGGUUAGACGGGUAUACGCCAUCAAGCAAGUUGAGGUUAGAUGUGUGAAUAGGAUCCUAUGGACUAUGGUGGAUGAGGCGAUCGUACCCCUGCCAUAUGAAUGCCUUCAUAAAUAGAACCCAUGAUAAAACCUCGGUAUGGAUAGUGGGUAGUACCCAUUAUAAUGAGUUAUGGUCUUAAUGCCCCGGAUAUGAUAGCCUAGAUCGAGGUGACUGACAUGGGUUUAUGGGAGGCAUACUCGGAGGCAUGUGGAUAACCACGAAAACCCACGAAAAAUAGCUUACUCACCACAUUCCACAAACCCUAUUUAUCUAGACAUUGCAUAGUAUACCUAGCCUAGGGUGAGCGAUAGUUCCCCGAAGUACCUGAUUUUAUCCUUAUUUGAUCUCCCUACUAGUUAGUACGCUUAAAUCCUCCACCACAAACCCUUAAACCAAUUGGUUAGAUAACAACAAUGUCGGAAGUAGGAUAGGGUACCGAGACCCGAGUAAAUACGAUCUUGAUUGCCACUAUAUGACAACGCCACUCUAGGUUAAACUUGGUCUAGGAUGGGGUAGUUAUUGAAGCGUGCUAACUCUUGACAAUGACUUGCACAGAUUGAAUCUAUCAAGCUUUUUGGCGUCGUUGUCGGGGAACCUUGGUAACUAGUAGAAAACCAUCGAGUUGUUAGUUUAGCCUUUAUUUUCUUUGUUUUGUUUGUGUUUGUGUUAUUUCCGUAGUUUUUCUCGUUUUGUGUUUUGUUAUCCAAAUUUGUGUGUCACGGUUUGUAGAGUUUUACGACUGAAUAGACUUUUCCUCAUGGA
Linum trigynum is the source of this 4026-nucleotide messenger RNA. NCBI's taxonomy places the organism in Eukaryota, Viridiplantae, Streptophyta, Magnoliopsida, Malpighiales, Linaceae. The record is from the annotation of a GenBank genome assembly.